Messenger RNA from Closterium sp. NIES-65, 5301 nucleotides. The record is from the annotation of a GenBank genome assembly. Lineage: Eukaryota; Viridiplantae; Streptophyta; Zygnematophyceae; Desmidiales; Closteriaceae.
AUGGGUCCGCCCGGCGGCGAUGCGGUAGCGGCGGCGGCGGAGAACACAAAGUGGCACAGCGCGCGAGAGAGGCAGACCGUUCUCGCCGUCGCUUCCGCCACCGCUGACGUCAUCAGAUCCCAGGGCCUGUCGCCGUCACCCACGGCGUACUUCGCGGCGCUUUUUUCGGCAUUAGAGACGGCAGAGUCGCUGAAAUCCGCAUUUGAAAGUCGAGGAGCGGCCGGCGCGGAGGUCCCGAAACCCCUCGAUAAACCUGUGAACGGUCUAGAUGCUGUCUUAGCGCUGCUGGAUCUCGCGAUCCCUCUCACGCCGGAGUCGAUCGUACGGCUGAACGCAGCCCGGCUCCUGCCACUGCUAACUGCCGCCGUCGAUCUUUGGGGGGCUACAAACGCAACCGGACCUACUAAUAGCGCGGAUAAGGUGGUAGGAGAAGAAUUGAUGGAGGAAGAGGACGAAGCUGGCAAAACGACAAAAAGCCCGGGCGGCAGUGUGGGCGGCACAGGGCAGGCGUGGGCGGAGGAUCGGCGGAGGGUGGUUGCGGCGGCGGUGGAUUGUCUGGGGUAUGUGAUUGCAGCGAGGGUUGCGGGCUGCGGCGACCCCAAGAACGCGUGGACGGCUGACGUGGCGGCGGGUUUUAAGGCGGUGUUGGAUCACUCUGUAGCGAGUCAGCCGAAGGUUCGCAGCGUGGCGCAAUCCGCCCUCCUGAAGCUUCUCAGCACCUUCCGCGCCUCUCCCGCCGCCCUUGCCGCUGCCUCCACAGCACUCGUCGAUUUCGCCGACGCCCUCAUCGUCCGGGCGCUCGCUCCUUCCAAGCAGCUCGAACAGCCACGUCAGCAGCCACGUCAGCAGCAGCAAUCGUUACAAGAGGCAGCUGCGACAUCAGCGGCAGCAGUGCUCCGUUUCAUCUCCUGCCUCCGCCCGCUGCUCCCGCUCCUCUCCCCUCCCUCCCUGCCACGUGUCACUCUCCGAUUGGUCGAGCUUCUCGAGAUUCGACACCCUCUUCUCGCCUGCCGUGUGCUGGACGCCCUCCACUCGCUUAUGUCAGCUCCAGCCCCGGCCACGUCAGCUGCAACGUCACCCGUCUCUAAAUCCCUCAUUUCAGAGGUGGUGGCGCGAUUGCUGAAGCAGGAGGGGGAGAGACAGGCGAUGGGGGGAGGGGCGGGCGGCGGGUGGGGGGCAGGGGGCGGGGGAGGCGCAGGGGGGAGGGGGAAAACGGAUGUAGCAGCGGUGCGCGCUCUGCUGGAGUGCGUGCGGGCGGCGUUGAUUCGUCUGCAUGCGAUGGACGCUGAGGCGUGCGUCAGCCUGCUGCCGUCCACGUUCUUCACUCUCAUUGACAACCUGGCGAGCGGGCACGAGGAGGUGGCGUUCGCCACGGCGGACUGCCUCAAGGCUUUAAUUUCCACCUGCCUCGACGAUGCUGCUGUUGCUGCCUCUGCCGCUAUCGUGCAGCAGCGCCAGGCACAGGAAGGCGCAGGGGGGGAAGCAGGGGGAGCAGGGGGAGGGGGAGGGAAGGGGAAAGCGCCGGUGGAGCGGGUGUGUGUGGCAGUGGAGCGGGCGCUGGGGUAUCAGUUCCGUGCCUCGUGGGACCUGUCGUUGCUUCUUGUGGCUACCCUCUUUGACCGCAUCGGUCCCUCCUCCCACCUGUUCCUCGCGCCAACCCUCACCACGCUGGCUGAUUUACACGACUUACCAGACACAGAGAUGGCUCACCGCAAGCACCUGCACGCUGCUCUCGGCGCUGCUGUUGCCGCCAUGGGUCCCUCCCGCUUCCUCUCCAUCCUCCCCCUUGGCCUCGACCCCGAACCUGCUCCCGCACCUGCUGCCGGACCUAGUGCUGCAGCAGCAGCAGGAGCAGGAGGAGCGGCUGCAGCAUCAGCCAAUCCCGCGGCGCCACGUGUCUGGCUGCUGCCAAUCCUGCGCCGGCACACUGCGGGCGAGUCGCUCUCCUUCGUCCUCACCGCCCUCCUCCCCCUCUCCCACCGCCUCCUGCUCGCCGCCCAGCAAGCCCGCUCGCCCCAGGUCGACCGGCCAAUCGCGGCCAAGCAGCUGGCGGCGCUGCGGGCGGCGGUGUGGUCGCUGCUGCCAGCUGUCGCCAGCCUGGCGCCCGACACUGCGCAGGUGUUUCCGCACUUAGCUAAGCACCUGGCGGAAGCAGUGGCAGCAGGAGGGAAGGGCGAUGAGGGCGAUGGAAUCCGGUCUGCAGUCUGUGUCACCCUGCAGCUCAUGGUGGAUCAGAACCGCAUGGCCAUGGGUCGUCCGCCCCUCUCCAAGCGCCUCACAGCCUUUGAUGGCCUCUCAGGUGCUCCCACCACCGCCCUUGCUUCUGCCAUCACGGACAGUGCUGCUUCUGACUCUGCUGGAGCGGCUGCUGCUGCUUCCUCUGCAGCACCUGAAGCAGAAGCAGCGUUCCGGGCGGCACUAGAGGACGACGACGACACCACUGACGCCGAGCGCCGCGCGUGGCGCCAGCUCACCGCUGACGUGGCAGCCGCCAACCUGGCGGCCAUGUCAGCAUCUGCGCGUCCCUUCCUCCCGAUGCUGUUUGACGCGUUCGUGGCGGCCCCAUCAGCCAAGAGGGGCGAACUUCAGAGCGCCAUCAGGGCUCUCGCUGCUGUGGCUGACCCGGCGGCCCUUCGACUGUUCUUCACCAAUAUCAUGAGCAAACUGCUCUCCGCUACAAAUGCUGCUGCCUCUGGUGGAGCAGCAUCAGGAGCCGCAGGGGGGGAUGCGAGCAAGGAAGCUGGAGAGAAGAGGGCCAUGCUGAUGGAUCUAUCGCUCUCCCUGCUACCUGGCUUGGACGUGGAGUGCUGCCGAGCGCUCUACAACGCAACGAGGCCUGCCAUCCAGGACAAGUCGGCUGCCGUGCAGAAGAAGGCUUACAAGCUCCUCGCAUCACUGCUUGAGACUCACCCAGAGCUCCUGAGCCAGCAAUCAGAGGUCGCAGCAGGAGGAGCAGAAGGGGCAGCAGCAGCAGGGAGAGGCGUGUUGGCAAGGGCGGUGUUGCAGGAGGUGCUGGUGGGAGUGGGACGGGUGCACUCGUCCAUACCUCUUCCGUUUCCUCCCAUCUUCCACCCACCCCGUCCCGAACUGCAGACCCACCCAGAGCUCCUGAGCCAGCAAUCGGAGGCUGUGGCAGGAGCAGCAGGAGGAGGAGAAGCAGCAGCAGGGGGGGGCGUGUCAGCAAGGGCAGUGUUGGAGGAGUUGCUGAUGGGCGUGGGUGGGGUGCACUCGCCGUCUCGCCACUACCGCAUGAAGAGCCUGUCAGCCGUGCUGCUGGAUCUGGCUCAUUCCGAUGUCCCCGCUUUUCACGAGGCAGUGGCUGCCACUCUCACUGAGAUUGUGCUGUCCGUGAAAGAGGCAGUUGCGGCCACGCUCACUGAGAUUGUGCUGUCCGUGAAAGAGGUGAACCGCAAGGCCCGGGAUGCAGCCUAUCAGCUCAUCAUAGCUCUCGCCAAGGAGAUGCAGCGACUGGCAGACGAGCAGCACGAGCAGAAAUUCUUGGCGGCUGGAGGGAUCAUGUACGGCGGCUUCAGUGGCGAUCAGUCCAUGGAUGGUGCUGGUUCCGCUGAUGAUGAUGAUGCCGAUUCGCCCUUCCUCAAGUUCUUCACCAUGGUGAUGGCAGGGCUAGCCAGCAGCACCCCGCACGGCCAGAGCGCAGCAGUGAUGGCCCUGGCUCGCCUCAUCUUCCACUUCUCCUCCUCGCUGCUCCACCUCGUCCCCUCGCUCCUCCCGUCCCUCCUCCUCCUCUUCCGCUCGCCGCACCGCGACGUGCUCAAGGCGUGUCUGGGCCUGGUGAAGGUGCUAUCUGUGCGCCUGGAAACUGCUGACCUGGAGGCUCACCUGCCGGCGAUCAUGAGUGCUCUGCUGUGCACGAAUGAAAUCGUUGCAACCAGGUUCAAGGCCAAGGUGCGCAAGAUAGUGCAGCGGCUGGCGAGGCGAUGCGGCCAUGCGACGGUGGCAGCAGUGGUGCCGGAGGAGCAUCAGCGCCUGCUCACUCACAUCCGCAAGGUGGGUGGGUCUCUUUCAGGGCGGACAGGAGGUGGCCCGAGCAGCCAAGGCCAAGGAGAAGAAGCGUGGUGGAACGGGGGAAAAGGGUGGGCUGGGGGGCGGGAGGUGGCCCGAGCAGCCAAGUCUAAGGAGAAGAAGCGCGGAGGAGCAGGGGCGAAGGGCUCGCAGGCAGGGGAUGGGGAGGAGGGGGGAGAGGGGAGGUCGACCAUGUCGGGCAGAAGCAGGGCGAGAACGAGCGACUGGAGCCACUCCAACCUCUUUUCCGACACGUCAGCGGACGGCGAUUUCAGCGAUGACGAGGAUUACAGCGAUGCUGACGAGGACGAACGCAGCGUGUUCGGCGGCAAAUCACGCGCCGCCAAGUCAGCAUCCCGCCAGGACGGGUCAAAAAAGUCUGCGUGGUCGAACGCGCUCUCGUCCAGGGCAAGCAAGAAGGCGCAGCACGGCAGGCCGCAGCUGCACGAGCGGAUCACGGAGACAGGUGGCGACACGCCAUUGGACCUGCUCGAUCUAGCAGGCACACGCCGGGCCCUCUCUGCCCCCCUGCUCAAGCCCACCCGCGGGACUAAUUCUUCUGCUGUUGGGGGUCGUACUGGUGCUGGUGGUGGUGGUUCGAAGCGGCAUCGUGAUGGGGAUGGGGAGGAGGAAGGGGGGGAUUCGGGAUUCGAGUAUACAGAGGAUGGAAAGAUAGUUGUUCCAGAUGAGACCGAGGGGGGAGAGGGUGGUAGGGGUGGGGGGAGUGGGAGGAAAGGAGGAACCAGGAAGGGUGUGGGCGCAGGGGAGGAUGACGGAGAGGGGAAUUUGGACUAUGGGGUAAUAGAGGAUGAUGACGUGGCGAUGGGCGAUGCCAGCCUGGCAUCUGCGAGGGCCGCUGAGCUGGCGUUUGGCCGUCGUGUCCGCGGGGCGCGAGGUGCAGGAGGAGGAGGAGAAGGGGGAGAAGAGAGAGGGGGUGCUGGUGCUGGUGGUGGUGGUGGGAGGAAAAAGGCCAAGGCCAAUUCUGGCCAGGCCAUUCCUUCUGGUAAGGAUAAACGUGGCGGGAAGAAGCAGACUGGUAGUGGUAGUGGGUGGUCUUAUACAGGGGAUGAAUAUGCCGCAGGCAGCGGGCGGCGUGCGGGCGGCGAUGUGAAGAAGGAAGGGAAGCUGGAGCCUCACGCAUACUGGCCUUUCAUCCCUCUAGCCCCCCUGUGGCGGUUCACAACACAGCUGGCUGUGUCCUGCCCUGCCGGCCCUCCUCCUAGGGCCACCUUCAUGGAUUCAUACACCAUUGUGUAUGUGAAGUGGAAGUACCAGUAG